GAAAACUCGUCAAAAAUUGUCACGAAAAAAAUCAUUUUCACUCAGAUAUUUUCACUAAAGGCGGCCGCCGGCCAUGACUAUCUACCAAAUGGAUUCAGAAGAAGAAGCCUUAUACAGAUCCUAUCAUGCAAUCUACUACGUACAAAGUCCAUCCACAAUUUGUCACAGCACCGAAUUCCCUAACAAUGUCACCCGGGAGUCCAUCUCGGAAAAUUUCGCCGCGAACUCAUUGAUCUUACAUGGGAAAAAUUUCCCGUAUGACGAUUUAGAAGGCAUAAAUCACGAUGAAAUUAACAAUGCCAUCGUUGGUCAUGACCACGAUGAUGAUCGUCAAGGUAGAAACGGUUACAAAGGAGGAGAUGAUCGUCGCAAAGUGGAGGAGGAGGAGGAAGACGACGGCCAUUAUUUCGAAUUCGGGAGGAAUGAGUGGUGGAGGAUAUUUUUCUUUAGUACUUCGAGCUCAAGCGGGUGGAAGAUCUUGCAGAUAAGUUGGAGGUUUGUAUUGAGCAUAGUGAUUGCGCUUGUGGUUUUCUACGUGCUUACCAAGCCACCACCUCCUAACAUCUCUAUCAAGAUUUGGAGAGUAUCCCAGUUCGAAUUAACUGAAGGAAUAGACGCGACAGGGGUGACAACCAAAAUCCUUACAUGCAACUGUUCAGUAGGUGUAAGGAUAGACAACAAUUCAAAAUUCUUUCGGCUUCACGUUCACCCUCCUCUUCUCGCAAUCUCCUUUGGCAAUUUGCCUUUUGCAGUUGAACAGGGUAAUGAAGUUGAAGUAGGGGAGGAUGGAGUUCAAUAUCUCAGGUUGCAAAUUGGUACCAGGAAUAAACCAAUGUAUGGUGCAGGAAGAAGCAUGCAGGAUUUGCUUGAUUCAGACAACGGAUUACCAUUAGAAAUACACAUCAAGUUAAGGUCAAGUUAUGAUGUAAUAUGGGAUCUCAUGCACCCUAAAUUCCACAACCAAGCUGAAUGCUUAGUUGUUGUUGGAAGCGGUUAUGAUAAGAAACAUAAAACGCACAAGUAUAUUAGCAAAUGUACUUCGUAAUUAAUCAUGACAUUUGUUUUUUUUUUUUUAAUUUUGUUUUACAAUUAAGUAAUCAAAUUCAUCCAUUUUGUUAUUUUCUUCUACUAAUUUUCCCCCAUGAAUUAGUAUGGUAAAGUAGAGACGAUAUUGCUUACUCUACUGUUAACGUAAAGUAGAGAUUGUAUUUUCUUCUACUAAUAUAGAAUUGUAUUAUUUUUUCC
Molecule: messenger RNA, 1245 nt
Organism: Oldenlandia corymbosa var. corymbosa
Lineage: Eukaryota; Viridiplantae; Streptophyta; Magnoliopsida; Gentianales; Rubiaceae
Source: the annotation of a GenBank genome assembly